Amoebophrya sp. A120 is the source of this 2257-nucleotide messenger RNA. The record is from the annotation of a GenBank genome assembly. NCBI's taxonomy places the organism in Eukaryota, Dinophyceae, Syndiniales, Amoebophryaceae.
AAGUCCGCUCUUAGAUUUUUACAACGUACAACAAACUCUGUGUGUCCUUCUGAUUGCACUUUGUUUUUUUCUACAGCAUCGAUUGUGAAAGAAAAAACGCAAAAAUGGUGUUCUGGAUGGAACAGUGUUUCACCGACACCCAGGAUGACAGCAAGCUGGGGCAGGUUGGCUGUUGCCAUUGCGACCGCUCGCGGGAACCAGGGUGCUGCUUGCGGUUUUGGUCCGGUUUCUUCAGCUCUCCUUGCGGAGCGGGAAUGUGUCUGACGGGGAACUACGACGGUCCCGGGUCGCGUACGAGAGUGGUGCACAACUCAAACUCUCCCUCCUUGUCGCUUUUCAUAGCCUCUAUCAUGGAAUAAACAAAAAGAACAGCAACGCUGCACGUUCCCUGGCAUGAGAAAUCUUAAUCUGAUCUACACGUACAUGUAGAGUGUCUUUGUGUCUGGUCUCCCGACUAAUAGUUUCAUGCUCACUGUGCCGAACGAGAACCGCAAUGACAAAUGAGGGGGACCGACGAGGGGAAGUUGUGCGAUCUCAUAUUGCGGGCCUUCAAGUUGCAAUUGUGCCUGUUCUUCUUGGUGCUUCUGCCGGAGCUCCUCUAUCGCAGUUUGCACCUCGUUAUACUCCUCUGCAACCCGCUCCCGCCCCAAGCGAAGGUAUGAGACGAGGACGGGGAGAACUAAGAACUUGAAAAUAUAAUUCUGCUGUAGUUCUGUUGAUGCUGCAAAAACUUGGAACUUCAACUUUUGGUAUUGUCUACUCACUUAAAUAGAAUGAAGACACUUCGGUAUUUUAUUCAGGUCUCCUACAUCGCGUUCGAUGAGCAGGUCAAGUACGAGUUUUCGCACUCCUACUCCGACGACGUUUUGCCCCUUAUCAUUGUGCACGUGGUACUAAGUGCAAAUAUGUGUGGGUCUGGAAGAUUGUUAGACUUCUGAUGCAUAAUAUCUGACAUGUAGAUGUACGUGACAGACCGGAGACUCUGCGAUGGUGCGUGAGCACGAAAGGGUCCUCUUUUGUGUUAUGCAAAAACGCAGCGGCGCGGGCGCGGCCAGCGCGUCAUGCUCAUGAUGCGGAGUACGCAACAAGCCAUUCUAGCAGCCCAAAAAUUAUUUAUUAUUUGUCAUGCUUGGCCUUGGCUGCGUAUGCGUAAGCGUAUUGCAGUGCGCAUAUCACUGACAUUGUCAUUCACUUUUAGCAUUACAAGGCCCCAAGUGUAACGUUACAGCGCGAAUAGAAAGACAAAGAAGCGAAAAGCGACAAGCUUAACCUUUUACGUGUGGAGCGUGUUCACCUCUUGUAUAAUUACAACUUUCUAGUCCCAGACACAUUUGCGAUAGAUAUGUGGUCGUGGACAUUUUGACGUUUGUUGCCUGGAUCACCUCUGUGGUCCACCUCCUCAUGUGGGUAUCCACAAAAAAAGACCCAUCCCCAUCGAAUUUGUGAUGCAAAACAUGCAUCAAGUCCAGUGCUUUUCAUGCAGAAAAUGGAUGGGGAUGGGUUUUUUUCUGCGGAUAUUGGGAACCGAAGACCUACAUGAGCAGAAACUCCGCCGUUGUGGGGCCGCCCACGACAGUGUAAGGAGAAGCAGAGGACGGUCGUCGAGGAAGUCGUCGCGUUCAAGUCGCAAAACUAAAACAAGGAUUUUAGUAUAUUGAUUUUUUGGCACAGUCAGUCGUGUACACUCUAUUGUAUGAUUUGUUUACGACGAAGAUUACGACUAGUGCCAGAAUGACACUUCGAAGAACAAAACCCUAGAGAACUACAAACGUACAAUGAAUUUCAGUUUGGAUUUGGUCAUAUCGACUUUGUGUCGCGAUUGAAGUAGAAUGAUUGGCAUUGGCCACAACAUGACAACUUUACAAAUUACCUCGUCAUGUCAUUACUCUUGCAGCUGCAGCACGGUAGCGCGCACGAUCGCUUGAGUUACACCUUUUGUCGAUUACAGUAUACAAAUACAUCAUUUUUAUUAAUAGUUUGCUUUGCACCGCGUUUAUUCGUUGUAUAGUAAAGAUCUCGAUCUGUUGGAAUUACAAGAAGCACAAAAUUAGAUAUUAGUAUCACUAGUAGUUUUGUGGUACUGGCAACAAUUUCACGAAAAAUUGCAGUAUGUCCCAUAUUAGCAGCUUACCACACGAGAUAAAGAAAAAGCACACGACCGCAAAAUCUCGCAUGGAGGAAACGAUCCGCUGAAUUGAGUCCAUUGCUGUCUCGAGAAAUAAGGAAAAACGCAGCUUGAUGUUGCUUUGUUGCCUAU